AUGAAUCAAAUGAAUGUAGGUGGGAUGAAUCCCGGGGCUGGUGGCCCUGUGGGUGGAAUUCCCAUGAUAAACAGCGCUUCGACGGCCCCCCGCGAUGGUGCGAUGCAUAACGUCCAGGAGACAAUGAUCAACCAUCUCAACACGUAUAUCUAUGACUACUUUCUCAAGCGGGGUUAUCAUGACUGCGCCAGGGCGUUGGUGCAAGACGAAUCGAUUAAACUGAACACGGAAGGACCAACAAAGACGAGUCCUGGUCACCGUCGCGAUGGUGACGCGAACGGUGUUGACGGCGACACCAUGAUGGGAGACAGCAAAGACGGUGAAAAGAUCAAAAUCCCCGAUGAUCUACCACGUCCCAACUUGCCAAGCGAUAGUCAGCAGUCGUCUUUCCUGCUCGACUGGUUCAGUCUGUUCUGGGACAUCUUCUGGGCCCAGCGCAAGCGGGGCAAUAGCAAUGAUGCUAAACAGUAUCUCCAACACACCCAGAACAUGAUGCGCCUCAGAGAACAGCAGCAAAGUCAUCUAUUACGCCAACAGCCGAUGAUGCCUGGCCAGAUGGGUCAGCAGAUAAUGCGCCGCAAUGGCAUGGUCCCUAACCUGCAGAAGACGGUUCUGCAGAAUAACUCCGCGUUGAUGAACAGAACCCAGCAGCAAAUAGCGCAAUUCCAGAAGCAGCAGAUGAUGCAGCAGCAGAUGCAGCGAGACCAAUCCGACAUGGAUAUGAAUGGGCACCGCCCGCAGUCCCCGUCCUCGGCUGAGAAUGCGCCAUCUCCUUCGAAACGGCCUCGUCUGGAAGGCGCCCACAUGAACGGCCAGCAGAUGCCGCCCAACGGACGCGGACAGGGACAGGGUAUGCCCGGUCACCCGAACCCGCAGACUUUGUUGAUGCAGAAUGGUAUCACGCCCGCAAGGAUGAAUCCGGCACAGUACCAGGCUUUCCAGCAGUCCGGUCCGGCUGCUCAGCAGAAAUCUAUCCAGGUAUAUGCUCAGAACUUGGCUCUACAUCACUCUCGCUCAGCAAUGAAUAACCAGGGCAUGCCGAACGGCUUGAUGAAUCCCGGUGUGAUGCCGAACCAGGGAGACCUGAUGCCAAUGCCGGACGGCCAGGGAAUGUUGCCAAUGGGUGAUUUCUACAACGCCAACGGUCAGAUGGGUCAGGUCCGCCCUGGAAUGCAGACACCAGGCGGUCAAAACGGGAACCACGCUCUCCAGGACUAUCAGAUGCAGCUGAUGCUGUUGGAGCAACAGAACAAGCGGCGUUUGAUGAUGGCCCGCCAGGAACAAGAUAGCAUGGCCCGUGCCGACGGCCAGCCUAUGCCCGGGCAGCAGGGGUUGCCUCCGGGCACCUCGCCCCAGGGAAGCAGGACCGGCACGUCUCCGAAUCCGAACGAAAUGAAACGAGGGACGCCCAAGAUGCCGCAGACCGGACUCCCGCCCGGUUCGCCCAGCGCUGGUGACGCCCGUGGAUCCCCGGCUUCCAUGAACUUCAACGGCGGUCAGAUGCCCCCCGAGAUGGGCGGACCCUUCUUUAUGAAGAACAUGCAGGAGGGCAUGAUGGGUCCCAACGGAAUGCGUCCUCCUAGCUCGAACCCGGCUUUCAGCGGUCCUCAGAUGGGCCAGCCGAUCCAGCAGCAUGCCGGAGCUGGAAACCGAGUUCCUGGCGGAAACUGGCAGCAACAGCAACAGGCCCAGCAGCAGCAGGCCCAGCAAGGCCCGCAGGGUCAGCCUAUGGUACCGCAACAGUCCCCCGUCAACCAGCCCCAGGCCGCUGGUACUCCGCAGGACAGAGCGGGUGCGAUGGGACCUCCUCAAGCUCCGGCAGCUGGUGGUGCCAAUGCUGGACGAACUCAGCCCUCGUCUCCCCAGACCAGCGGUGCGCCGCCGACGCCGCAGCAGGCGAAUAAGCCACCCCCCAAGGGCAAGAAGGAUGCCAAGGAUAGCAGAAAGCGUCCGAAGAAGGGAACGGCUGCCGCGAAUGCGAACGCCGCAGCAACUCCUUCAUCUGAAGCGGAACCGCCCCCAACCCCCACCCCAUCUACGCCAAUUACUCCCCAGCAUCCUAACUCCUUUAACAAGGCCGGUGGAACGAAUGUCACGAAUGCUGCUCCCCAGCAACCGACAUCCGCCCCGGCGCCGCAGCCUAUGGCUCAGCAACAGCCUGACCCCAGCCAGCAGUCGUUUAACGAUCUCAAUAUCCCGGAUCCUUCAACAUUCAAUCUGGACUUUAGCGCUCUGGAGAACCCCGAUAUCCUGGAGAACUUCGAUUUUGAUACCUUCCUGAACACGGAUGCCGACACCGCCGGUUUUGGGUUCGACCCCAACGUAUAUCCCACGGAUGGUGUCGAAACAGGCGCAGGCGAUAGCUUAUAGGCGGAGCGGAGCACAUAAUUCUCUGGAAAAAAAAACCACCGAAAUCACAUUAUACCCAAACUUGUACAUUUCUUCUUCCCUUUCUCCUUAGCCUCGAUUCCGCCUUUUUCACUCCGCUUCUCCGUUCGUCUUCGCUGCGAGAGGGUUGGAUUGAUCUUGGGGUUGGCGUUGUGUAUCUUUUUCUUUUCGUCUAUUCUGCGCGUCAAUAUCUCCGCCGACAUAUUAUAUUCGCUUUGUGAAGAGGGACGGGCAUGGAGCGGGGUAUCAAUAGUUUCUUUGGUCCCCUAACCUUUAAUACCCGCGAUGUAUCUGUGACCUGUUUCCACGUCUUGUCUGUUACUUGUGCUCAUUUUCUAAAUGGCGCCUAUAUUUCCGGCAUUAGUUAUUUGCGCUCCGUCCAUGGGUCGCUUGACCGCCUUGCGCUAUAAUUAUUUUUUUUUUC
Paecilomyces variotii is the source of this 2812-nucleotide messenger RNA. Its product is annotated as putative camp-dependent protein kinase pathway protein. The transcript is spliced from 5 exons. Gene Ontology annotation, biological process: positive regulation of transcription by RNA polymerase II. NCBI's taxonomy places the organism in Eukaryota, Fungi, Ascomycota, Eurotiomycetes, Eurotiales, Thermoascaceae. The record is from RefSeq and is a predicted model, not a curated record. Bases 1 to 2370 code for a protein of 789 amino acids. Gene Ontology annotation, molecular function: protein binding. Gene Ontology annotation, cellular component: nucleus.